Messenger RNA from Fusarium poae, 1074 nucleotides. RefSeq lists its product as uncharacterized. The transcript has 2 exons. The record is from RefSeq and is a predicted model, not a curated record. Lineage: Eukaryota; Fungi; Ascomycota; Sordariomycetes; Hypocreales; Nectriaceae. The coding region runs from base 1 to 1074 and encodes 357 amino acids.
AUGUACCCAAACCUUUCUUUCAUGAAAACACCCUCAUUCAUGCCAUCAUGGCCCCCGGCGACUCCCAAUGCCUCUCUGGACGCUGUGGGUCUGGUCGCCCUGGCUGACCUGACCACGAUCCAAGAACGAACAGUUCUAACAGGGAAUGCAUGGUUGAUGGAUUUACUGAUUCUAUGCCCCGGAAUUCAUAUGCAACAAAAGUCUACGAGCCUCAAUGGUGGCGAGUAUCCUGCUUGCGCAAAUAUGACUUCGGGAUAUGUCUUUCGUGUUGAGAAUCAGGCAACUGUCUACUACCUGCAGCGUAUGGGUAAAACUGGACACUUGACGACUCUCAAUGUGUCUAAGAUCAAUCGUCUUGGAGUAAACGAGUCUGGUAAUCGAUCUUCAUGGUACUCUCGGACUCGAGCUGUCCUGUGGCCUGCUUCUAAUACGUCUGCUCUUGCUAUGUCCGCAUAUGUAGCAGCUAUUCUGUGGGGAGUCGCGGUCAUUGGUCUCCUAGGAGCCUUACGUGACUGGUGGGGACUUGGCUUUGUUCUCAUGUUGAUGGUCGCGCGACUAAUUAAUAUGAUUGUCAUUCGCCGCAGAGCGAAGCCAGGAUGGUUUGGCGCCUCAGAAGGUGAUGUCCGAGGAGAUAACCUGAUUCUUCUCAGCCAAGACCGAUGGAUCAGGAUCAAAGGCCUUGUUGAUGAUUUGAAAGCUAUUACUUCCGGUCAAUGGCUUCGAGAUCCAACCAUGGUCGAAAGCUGGUUGACUGCCAUUGCCACCAUGGUCGUGUACCUUGCGGCAGCAUUGGUAAUCAACGCGACACAGUUUGGAAAGAUCCUGAUUCUCUUUCUUCUGAGUGGUUCAGUGGCUCUGUUGGCUGUGUCGAAUUCCUUGACGGACAAGCUCUUGAUGCAUGGGUACAUUCUUGAAGCAGCAGAUAGUAAACCCAAGUAUUAUAAACGCCGUGCGGAACUUGCUGAUGAACUCAUCAAAGAGACGGGACGCGAUGAUUGGGCUUUGAGUAUGGGCAUGAUUCCGAGUAAGGGUAGUUUAGAAGGGAAGGCUGCGACAGGACCUGUGGUAAUGUGA